Molecule: messenger RNA, 2903 nt
Organism: Coffea arabica (coffee)
Lineage: Eukaryota; Viridiplantae; Streptophyta; Magnoliopsida; Gentianales; Rubiaceae
Source: RefSeq, a predicted model, not a curated record
AUACAGAAUUGGAACAAGAUCUAUUGAUUGAGCUUUGGAUGGCGGAAGGUUUUGUUCAACCAUAUCGCCAAAACCAAAGGCUGAUGGAGGAAAUAGGGGGUGAUUAUUUUAUGAUUUUGUUACAAAAUUCCUUAUUGGAAAAAGUAGAAGAAUCGUGGCGGGGAACAUAUUAUUAUAAAAUGCACGAUCUCGUGCAUGAUUUUGCAAAAUCAAUUCUCAAUCCAGAAAGCAGCAAUCAGAAUCGCUACCUUGCAUUGGGCUCUUUUGAAGGUUUGGCAGAAAAUACCACAAGGACAAUACCAGCAUCAAUUCGCACAUUAUUUCUCCAUCUAGAGGGUGGCGUAUCUACUGACAUGCUUUUAAGAUUCAAGUGCUUGCAUGUUCUCAGAUUGUCUGGCGAUGAUGUCGAGUCUCUACCGAGCUCCAUUGGCAAACUACUACAUUUGCGGUUGCUCGACAUUUCAUCUUCUGGAAUCAGAAGUUUGCCAGAAUCUCUUUGCAAGCUAUAUAAUUUGCAGACACUAACGAUUAAUGAUUAUGCACUUGAAGGAAGUUUUCCAAAACGGAUGAGCGAUUUGAUUAGCUUGCGACAUCUAAACUACAAUCAUUAUAAUGUAGAAUUAAAAAUGCCGGUGCAGAUGGGACUAUUGACUUGUCUUCAAACUCUGAAGUUUUUUAAUGUAAGUCAAAAAAGGGGAUGUGGUAUCGAAGAGCUUGGGACCUUGAAAUAUCUGAAAGGAUCGUUGAGUAUAAGAAAUCUUGGACUAGUGAAGGGCAAAGAAGCAGCUAAACAAGCAAAAUUGUUCGAAAAGCCAGAUCUGUCCGACUUGGUGUUUAAAUGGGAGAGUGGGGAUCGGGAAAGCGAUAAUCGUGAGGAGGAUGUGUUGGAAGGUCUCCAACCUCACCCAAAUUUGCAAGGGUUGGAAAUUCAUUCUUUUAUGGGUAAUAAAUUUCCACAAUGGCUUAUCAAUUUGUCAAAAUUGGAGACAUUGCGGAUAGAAGACUGCGAGAGAUGCAGUGAACUCCCUCAUUAGGACAACUACCAUCCCUCAAACGUCUCUCUUUGAUAAGAUUGGACAACAUUCGAUUUAUUGGAGAUGAAUUCUACGGUAUUACUGCUAAUGGGGAGGAGGAGGAGGAGGGCAGAUCACGAGCAUCAGGAAGCAGCGCUAGAAGGCGAAAAUUCUUUCCUGCCCUUGAACAACUCUAUGUACGAGAUAUGAAGGAAUUUGGUAGACUGGAAAGGUGCAGACCAAGUGAGGUCAACAGUAGGUGAAGCAGAAGCAGAUGUCUUUCCCCUGCUGAGGAAUUUUUACAUUCAAGAUUGCCCACAACUGACCACUCUUCCAUGCUCGUCUAAAAGUCUACACGUGGAGAAUUGCAAUAAUCUAACAAGUAUAAAAACGGGUUACGGCACUGCUUCUGUUGAGGAUUUGAGGAUCGACUCUUGCGACAAUCUUAGGGAGCUGCCAGAUCUGGAUCUGUUUGGAUCGAGUUUGCAGCGAUUGACCAUCUCAUUUUGCCCAAGAUUAAUUAGUCUAGGAGUAAAUGGACAGAAAUGCCCCCUACCAUGCCUUGAGCGAUUGAGUAUUUGGAGUUGCAAUGGGUUGACCACUAUAUCCGACAAAAUGUUCCAGUCAUGCCGGUCUCUGCGGUCUCUGCAGGCAGAGAGGGUGAACAAAAAAGCAUUCAUGGUGCUCAAACAUCAGCUUCAUGGUGUUUCCCAUCGUUGUUGAAGAAGAAGAAGAGGUCAGGAGGCCAUGUCCUCGCUUAAAGGUAGGGAUAAUACAUUAGAGAAGAUUUGAGGAGGCUUUCAGAUGAUUCCUCUGUUCCAGCUGAUCCCGACCUAACCUGAAAAAUGCAACAGACACGAAAGAGGCACAAAUCCCUCCGGAGCUUAUCACUCGAUGUGUAGCUACUCUGCUCAUGAUUCAGCUGCUUUUUGGGUGUACAUCUCUAAGAUCCUUUAUUCCCAUCUUGUCUCUUUCUUUGCUUCAUAGAGGGCCCACUUGUGAUGAUGUUUAUAUUAGAAGUUUGAUCACUUGGACGAUUCCCUUCCCCUUUUCCUGUUAAAACUACAAGCUGUGCAUAUUUUGGUUUAUAUUUUCCUUAUGGCUUAUUAUCAGUUCAAAGUACUGAAUCUCAGUUUCAAUAAAGUGGAUAUUUAUGGCUAUUAAAUUGUAGCCAUAAUGAAGUUACUGACUCAAUCUAGCAACUAUUCGUAUAAUGGGAUCACUCCCUUGUUUUGCUUUUUUCAAUGAAUUAAGGAGGAGUUGAAACUAAUCUCAAACUUCGUUUAACUGAUAAUGAAGCUCACCCUUCACUUGCUUGCUGCUGUUAGGUUUGCAUCAUAUUUUUGAAAUAUUUUCUUUGUCAACUCCAUUUAUUGGUUAGAAAGUUCUUUCCGCAGUUGUAGGAAUGACACGACUAGAAUAUCAGUUCUCUAUUCGAGAAUUGAACAUCUGUGCGUACAAUGUUUUAAAUGCUCUUCAUUCUACAAUUUGUUGUUUUGUUUUCUUGUGAUGUACACAGUUCGACCUUUUUGCGAAUGUAUACUUAUUGGCUUAAUAUUGCAGUCAUUUAUUGCAAAAAUGUACAGAGAGGCAGUUUCCACUAGCUGAUGUGGCGCAAAUAUUGGAUUCUGCAAUUACAAGCUUGAAGCCUUGCUGCCCACAAAACCUUCCAGUUUAUACUGAAAUACAGAAGUGCAUGGGAAUUGUCAGGAACCAAAUAUUGGCGCUUAUACCUACUUAGCCAAUAAAACUUGGACGUAUUUUUUUUCAUAUCUGCAAUGUAGUAAUUGAUUUGAUUGCCAUCUUAGCUUCUAAGGCUACCAUGACAAAGUUUUCUGUUUGUACCCACCAACAUCAAUGCAAUGAAUUAUCACUUCCAUUAUACUUCGA